This is a messenger RNA of Tribolium castaneum (red flour beetle), 717 nucleotides long. RefSeq names its product HIG1 domain family member 1A, mitochondrial. Gene Ontology annotation, cellular component: mitochondrion. The transcript has 3 exons. Lineage: Eukaryota; Metazoa; Arthropoda; Insecta; Coleoptera; Tenebrionidae. Gene Ontology annotation, biological process: mitochondrial respirasome assembly. Bases 151 to 435 code for a protein of 94 amino acids. The record is from RefSeq and is a predicted model, not a curated record.
UUGCGAUAAUGACGUCACAUUUCGCGUCUGGUAAAAACCUUGCGCGCCCUUGGAAUCGCCAGUCAAAGUUCAGUCGUGGCAAUUUGUGCACGAUUUGGGUAAAGUUUUGAGGAUUUUUCUGUUCUUUGAGUUCGUUUAGAUUGCGUUAACAUGUCAUUAACAACAAUGAGCGAUUCCAAAGUGUUCAAAUUCGAGGAGGAAACUGAGUCUCGAUUGGCGCGAAAGUCCAAGGAAACCCCCUUUUUCCCCAUAGCCAUUGGCGUGUGCACACUGGCGGUGGGCUAUGGGGCCUACAUGUUCAAAAAUCGGGGCAAAAUGAGCACCAGCGUCUACCUAAUGCACCUCCGAGUGGGGGCCCAGGGCGCGGCCGUUGCCUCUCUCACCGUAGGUUUAAUUUAUACCAUGAUUAACGAACACAUAUUGAAGAAGAAAUGAGCCAGUAUUAAGCCUAGUGACAAGAUUAGAUUAUUCGCGCUCUAAUUUAUUAAAUCUUGAUUUAUUGUUGUGAUUUAUUUUUAUAACAAAGUCGUGCUACAGCGUGAUCAAGAGUGACGGUAUCAGUUGGCAGUACUGAUUCUCCAGCCACUCUUGAUCACUACUUGUUGUACAUAUUGUAAAUUAUUGUUGCAGUCAACUGUUACUAGAAAAAAGUUUAUUUGGGUAACUGCCACGUAAAAAACCUACUACUUAAUAAAUACUAUGAAUCUUUUUAUCACA